AAAGAAAUGACAUGAAACUUUAAAUCGUAACUAUAAAGUCUUGUUAAAUAGUCAGAUCAAAACUAAGCAUUGUUGAUAUGAAUUAUUACAUCAAUAACUAGACGACCGCCAUCUUUGUUAUUUUGAGUGAUGGGUAUAUUAUUACCCGGAAAACGGCAUUUAAAUCUGGGACAUUUAAUAAUAUAAUAUAUUUGAUUAUUUUGUAUUUUUGUGUAAUGGUACACUGGAAAUGGUGAAAGUUUUAAACUUUAGUUAUGUUUUUAAGUAUCCAUUUGACUCAGUCAUCCACGCUUAUUUCAGAAAGGUGAGAUUUUAGUAUAAUUUUUCAUCUUAAUAUAUUUGUAUGAAAUUGUGUGAUAUAUGAAACAUAUUGUCAUUAUUUAUUAAUUUAUUACAGUAUACAUCUGGUUAUGAAAAAAAUGUUGAAAAAAUUUGGAUAGUAGAAGAGAAAAAAGGUAAUAAAAUUGGGCUUUCGAAAAAUUGAAAAAAUGGUUUUGGCAUGUGCUCAGGAUUCCUUUGGUAUAUACUUUCACCUCCCCAAUACACCCUUUCGAUAAUUACGUCACACAUACUUUUUGGUCUUGGAGCCUCACUCUCAUCAGUAAAUUAAUUAAUUAUGCGAGUUGAUUGGCUCACGAUUCAUGAGAAUGAGGCUCCCAGGCCAAAUGACUUACUUAUUGAUAGGGUGUAUUGAUACUAUCUUGCUGCCUAUUUUAUAGAUGCAGUUUCUUUGAGUACCCCCCCCCCCCCCCCCCCCCCCCCCCGCCCCCACCUUUGAGCAGCAGAGGAAAAGUUGCAAUCAUAAGGAAAACAUGAACUUUCAUGAAUUCACACAUAAAUAUUUGUCAUGUAACAACCUAUUUUAAGACCUUUUAACCCAUUGAGUUGCAUUACACCCUGAUGCGCCCUACUUUAUUAUUUUACUCUGUCUAACGCCAGAUUAUUUUACUCGUCAACUGGAGAGCGCUGCUGCUUAAUGAGUUAUUCACUGGCCUAUUAAUUGACUCGCAUUGCGUCCUGAUGUGCCCUACUUUGUUAUUUUACUCUGUCUAACACCAGAUAUUUUACUUGUGAAGGGGAGAGCGCUUAAUUAAUCGUUUAAUUAUUAAAACCUGAAAUAAAAAUUACUUGAUUUUUCAGAUGUGGAAAGAAAUGUAGAUUAUAUAAAAAGAAAAGGGAAGUGUGCUAAUAUUGUUCCAUGGUCUUUACAAAUGGUAUGCCAACCCUGUGUUUAUACUUUGACACAUGUAUGCUAGAUCAUUUUACUUGCGAUUGGAAAAAUGUAGGACUGCAUGAAUGGGUUGAAUCAUUUGCUCUCAUUGAACAUGUAUUUAUCUUUUAGUUUUUUAGUGAGCCAGCAAUUUAUUUUGAAGAGGAAAUUUGGUUCAACAGAAAGGAGAAAAAGAUGACAAUGUACUCCAGGAAUGUUUCUUUCACUGAACUGGCAACAUUAGAGGAAAAAAGUGUUUACAAAGUCUCGAAUGAAGACAACAGAUGGUAAUGAAAAAUUUUAUCUAACACCAGACUAGGGGUGCAAUUGUUGGGGGAGGGGGUGAACCACUAGGGGAUCCUGGGGCACAUUUUUUCUAGUGUUGGGCUGUACGAAAAGGAGUUUUGCUAUUUGAAAAGGGAGUUUUGCUAUUUAAAAAGGGUGUUUUGCUAUUUGAAAAGGGAGUUUUGCUAUUUGAAAAGGGAGUUUUUUGAAAAGGGAGUUUUGCUAUUUGAAAAGGGAGUUUUGUUAUUUGAAAAGGGAGUUUUGCUAUUUGAAAAGGGAGUUUUGCUAUUUGAAAAGGGAAUUUUGGUAUUUGAAAAGGGUGUUUUUCUAUUUGAAAAGGACGUUUUGCUAUUUGAAAAGGGAGUUUUGCUAUUUGAAAAGGGAGUUUCGCCAUUUGAAAAGGGAGUUUUGCUAUUUGAAAAGGGAGUUUUGCUAUUUGAAAAGGAGUUUUGCUAUUUGAAAAGGGAGUUUUGCUUUUGAAAAGAGUUUUGCUAUUUGAAAAGAGUUUUGCUAUUUGAAAAGGGAG
Messenger RNA from Paramuricea clavata, 2021 nucleotides. The record is from the annotation of a GenBank genome assembly. NCBI's taxonomy places the organism in Eukaryota, Metazoa, Cnidaria, Anthozoa, Malacalcyonacea, Plexauridae.